AUGGCUAGCCCUGUCCCGUCUCCCAAGUUCAUCCUCCGUGGGCACAAGGCCGCCGUCCAUGCAGCCACAUUCAUCAGGCAGAAUGAGCGGCUUGUGACGGGAGAUUCCGAAGGCUUCGUGGUGCUAUGGGAUCUUACCGUUAUGAGACCUCGGGCUGUUUGGCGCGCACAUGAGAAUGCAAUACUGGGAGUACGAGGGUGGGGAGAAGACAAGCUUAUCACACAUGGUCGAGAUCAUAAACUUAUUGUUUGGAAGAUUGCGAGAGAAGAUGAGAGUGGCUUAAGCACAGUCCUGCCGUUGGAUGGUGUGGAUGUCGAAAGACGUCGUCCCUGGGUGGUUCAUCUACUGGAAGUAAAUACGAUGAACUUUUGCUCAUUCGCAGCUUGUCCGUUAGAAGAUUCUCAAUACUCGCCGUUUCUUGGAACAUCUCCCGAAAUUCUGGUAGCUGUUCCAAACACUCUCGCAUCAGAAUCUGUUGAUAUAUAUACAUUGCCAUCACAAACGCGUGCCUACACAGUCCAACCGGGACCAAAAAAUGGCAUGGCAAUGAGCCUGUCCCUGGCUCACCUUGAGAAACGCCUGACGUUGGUUGCUGCUUUUGAAAAUGGAUAUGCGUCUGUUCACCGAUUGACUCCUGAGGGGAGUUGGAUCACGACAUACAGGACACAGGCACAUUCGCAACCCAUUCUAUCCCUAGACCUCCGGCCAGACUUGAAAUGCUUCUUUACAUCGGGGGCAGAUGCCAUUGUUGCCAAACACCCGAUCCCGACGGCCCCGCAAGAGGUGGCCAAGCCAUUCAAUCCUUCUGAGCGAGUUAUAGAAGAAAUCGACGAGGACCCCAAACAAAAUAUUUCUCUUCUUUCAAGUACCUCAAAACCAGAAUAUGCAAAGGGGAAAGACCACGAUGCUGUAUUGGAAGAGUGGAAACAUCCGAGAAAAGUAACCAAUACGAAACAUUCGGGGCAACAGAGUCUCGAGGUCCGAUCUGACGGAGCAAUCUUCGCAACUGCUGGGUGGGACUCCAAGAUUCGACUAUACUCCUGCAAGAGCCUCAAAGAACUGGCUGUUCUGAAGUGGCACAAGGACGGUGCUUACGCCGUCACUUUCUCGGAUGUGGGACCAGAGACUUCGCAAACUGUCGACACGGACAGAGAGGCACAAGUCGGUUGCGAGGUGCAGCAAGCUGAUGACGCUAUUGAUGUGAGUCGACUGUCUGUUCAAGAUAGACGAAUUCACCGCGUCAAGGCAGCUCAUUGGGUUGCGGCUGGGGCCAAGGAUGGCAAAGUGAGUCUCUGGGACAUGUACUGA
Messenger RNA from Metarhizium brunneum ARSEF 3297, 1308 nucleotides. It is a transcript of the gene asa-1, whose product is annotated as ASTRA-associated protein 1. The record is from RefSeq and is a predicted model, not a curated record. Gene Ontology annotation, molecular function: protein binding. NCBI's taxonomy places the organism in Eukaryota, Fungi, Ascomycota, Sordariomycetes, Hypocreales, Clavicipitaceae.